AUGGAAGUUCUAUCUCGUAUUUCAAUGGAUGGGACUUUCGACCAAGAGCUUCCCUUGCUGAAAUUGAGAAGAGAAAAGAAGAAUGAAUGUUAUUCCUUUGACUUGAAAUCGGCAAUGGACCGUUGGCCAUUGAGUGUUAUGUAUUCCCUUAUGUCUUGUAUGUUUGGGUCUACAUUUGCAUCUUCAAUAAUCAACAGCUCUUCGGGUCUCAAUACCUUUAUGGUUGGGAAACCAAUCACUAAAAGAAUGUAUGAGAUUGCAUUUCUUUAUGGUCAGCCAUUAGGUUACUACGGAUCAUGGUCUCUCUUUUCGUUGUCCCAUUACUAUAUAGUGUGGUUAGCGGAGAAGAAAGCAUACCCGCAUCUUAAUCAUCCAUUUAAGGACUACGCUUUGUUAGGUGAUGAUAUCCUAAUCACUGAUAAACAAGUGGCCCUGCAGUACAGAAAAUUACUGGAUCGUCUCGGCGUUACUAUUUCUGAUGCUAAGUCUAUCGUAUCAAACACUGGUGCCAUUGAGUUUGACAAGAAGUUUUGGGUUAAAUCGAUGCAAAUUGAUUUAUCUCUAAUAUCUUUAAGGUUAUUAUUGUCCUGUAAGACAACUCUUGGACUUUGCACUAUGUCGAAUAAGUAUCCGAUAGGAAUAUCGGUUUUACAAAGAAUAGGCGGUGCUGGUUUUAGAGUUCGUUCAUGUCUUUAUUCUACCCAAUCUAAAAGAUGGGAAAGAUUGAAGGCGGCUGCACAAAAGCCAAACCGGUCACAUCCACUACCUCUAGAAUAUUGGAUUAGAAGAGGGAAGCCUCUCAAUCCUUAUCUAAAGGGGAAGAUAGUGGAUUUUCUCCGAAAGGAAUUAAAACCUAAGGAGAUACAUCUCUUCCCUGAAGAGAUGGUGUUCAAUAAAGAAAGGGAUAUCUUAGAGCACACUUAA
Molecule: messenger RNA, 924 nt
Organism: Capsicum annuum
Lineage: Eukaryota; Viridiplantae; Streptophyta; Magnoliopsida; Solanales; Solanaceae
Exons: 1
Coding region: 1-924 (307 amino acids)
Source: RefSeq, a predicted model, not a curated record